This is a messenger RNA of Clonostachys solani, 657 nucleotides long. The record is from the annotation of a GenBank genome assembly. Lineage: Eukaryota; Fungi; Ascomycota; Sordariomycetes; Hypocreales; Bionectriaceae.
AUGCCACCUCUCGCGGGCUUUUCAGACAACCCAUUCCGCUCUCGAAGCGACGUUCUCGUGGCCGUCAAAGCCCUCCUCCGACCUUUGCUUCCUUAUUUCUCUCCAGGAUGCACCCGGAUUCAUAUCCCUGUUGCCACGGGCACACAUUUCGACGAAACCGCGGCCCAGCUCGAAGGCUACGCCCGGCCACUAUGGGUCGUCGCGGCUCUGCUUAUGAGUGGUGAUGAGCCUGACUGGGAUCUGAUACAGCCAUGGAUCAAGGGCAUAGAGAUCGGUACCGACGCAGAGCACCCUGAGUUUUGGGGGCACAUCCGCGAUUACGACCAGAAAAUGGUUGAAUGUGAGAUGAUAUCCUUUUUACUACUGGCCGCACCAAAAGAGCGCCUGUGGGGGAGAAUGGACCCCAAGAUUCAACGCAAUAUAAUAGCUUGGCUGUCAGAAAUUCAUACCAAAGCCAUGCCACCUGCAAACUGGCUUUGGUUUCGCGUCUUUGUCAAUUUGGCUCUUCUGAAAACAUGCGGGGUGGACACACCUACAGUCCGAGAGUCCCUUCAAAGUGAUCUCGAGCUGCUCGACACCUUUUAUGUUGCGGAUGGAUGGUCUGGAGAUGGUCUAUGGAGAUCACCAGAGUUGGAUGAAAAGGAAUGGGAGAUAUAA